Messenger RNA from Eurypyga helias (sunbittern), 3979 nucleotides. RefSeq names its product AT rich interactive domain 4B (RBP1-like) (gene ARID4B). The record is from RefSeq and is a predicted model, not a curated record. The transcript has 8 exons. The annotation marks the transcript as partial. Gene Ontology annotation, biological process: regulation of transcription by RNA polymerase II. Gene Ontology annotation, cellular component: nucleus. Gene Ontology annotation, molecular function: transcription cis-regulatory region binding. NCBI's taxonomy places the organism in Eukaryota, Metazoa, Chordata, Aves, Eurypygiformes, Eurypygidae.
AGAUGACACGAAUAAGGAGGAAGAUGAAGAUGAAGAAGAAGCAGAGGAGGAGGAAGAAGACGAGGAGGAGGAGGAAGACAACAAUAACCAUGAGGAGGAAGAGUUUGAAUGCUAUCCACCGGGCAUGAAAGUCCAAGUGCGGUAUGGCAGAGGGAAAAAUCAAAAAAUGUAUGAAGCUAGUAUUAAAGAUUCUGACAUCGAAGGUGGAGAAGUCCUUUACUUGGUGCACUACUGUGGAUGGAACGUGAGGUACGAUGAAUGGAUAAAGGCAGACAAGAUAGUGAGACCAGCUGAUAAAAAUGUACCGAAAAUUAAGCAUCGAAAGAAAAUAAAGAAUAAACCGGACAGAGAGAAGGAAGAGAAGUGUUCUCCUAAAAACUGUAAACUGCGACGCUUGUCAAAGCCGCCCUUCCCCGCCAGCACAUCACCGGAGACUGGGUCCAAACUUGACAGCGCUGAAGCCAAAAAUGCUGAUCAAGCUGCAGUGCAAUCAAUAGAAAUUACUUCUGUCAUUAAUGGGCUACAAGCUUCUGAAAGUUCUGAUGAUAGUGAGCAGGAAGAUGACCAGAGUGCCCUGAACAUACGUGCUGAUGGCAAAGAGGAAACUCAACCUGCAGCCGUGAGCCAAGAGCAAAGUGAGCUCUGUCUGAAAGACGUAGAGAGUGGGUCAUCCCUCCCGGAAGGAACGAAAGCUCUGGCAGAGGUAGUAGCGCCCAAGUCGGGAUCCAAGUCUCCUGAAAGAUUGCGAAAAGAGCUGGAAGAGUUAUCUGAAGAGAGCGACUCUGAUGGAGAAGAUGAAGCCACGAAGAAGAGAAAGGAGGUGAAGAAAGAGGUAGCAGAUAAACCAGCAAAACCACCCGGAAAACGUGUCAAGCGGAGAUACUGUUCUGCAGAGGAAUCCUCAAAGACUGUAUCACCUAACAGAAAGGAUGAGAAGUCCAAACCCAAAGACUCCGGUAGCUUAGAGAACAGCAGCAACAGCUCCUCGGAUGACGAUGGGGAAGACAAAUCUAAGCUGAAAAUCACUCCAACUAAGAAGUACAAUGGACUAGAGGAGAAAAGGAAGUCUUUACGGGCAAGUACUUUCUACUCGGGAUUUUCUGAAGUUGGAGAGAAGAGGAUAAAGCUUCUAAAUAACUCUGAUGAAAGACUCCAGAACACGAGAGCCAAGGAUCGGAAAGAUGUCUGGUCAAGCAUUCAGGGACAGUGGCCGAAGAAAACACUGAAGGAACUGUUCUCCGACUCUGACACUGAAGCUGCUGCCUCCCCUCCGCACGCUGCUCCCGAGGAUGCUGCAGCAGGGGAGCAGCUUCAGGCUCUUGCAGAAGAAGACAUGCCUUUGCCAGGCUCUGAACGUGGAAAAUCGUUGCCACCUAGCGUGGAAGUGAAAGCCGUUGAGGAGAAAGCAGGUGAAGUGUGUGACAAGAAGGUUGAGUUUCCAAGCAGUGGCAGUAACUCAGUGCUAAAUACUCCUCCUACGACUCCUGAAUCGCCUUCAUCUGUAACUGUAACGGAGUCCAGUCGACAUCAGCCCAGCGUCACCGUCUCCGAGGCGCUGCCACCACAUCAAGAAGAGAUACGAAGCAUUAAAAGCGAAACAGACAGCACGAUAGAGGUGGACAGUGUUGCAGGGGAGCUGCAAGACCUCCAGUCUGAGGGAAACGUUUCUCCCACGGGUUUUGACGCCAGCGUCAGCUCCAGUAGUAGCAAUCAACCAGAGCCCGAGCAUACUGAAAAAGUCUGUACAGGCCAAAAAAGGCUUAAAGAUGCUCAAGGAGGAGGCAGCUCCUCAAAGAAGCAGAAAAGAAGCCACAAAACAUCUGUGAACAACAAGAAGAAGAGUAAAACUACAAACAGCAGCGAUAGUGACGAACUGUCCGCUGGUGAAAGCGUGUCCAAGUCUCAGUCGGCAAAAUCGGUUUCUGCUGGCAUGAAGUCUCAUCAAACCAAAUCACCCGCAAGAACACAAUCUCCAGGGAAGUGUGGGAAAAAUGGAGAGAAGGAGUCUGAUCUCAAAGACCAGAAUAAUCGUUUGCCCAAAGUUUACAAGUGGAGUUUCCAGAUGUCUGACUUGGAAAACUUGACUAGCGCUGAGCGCAUAACGGUUCUCCAAGAAAAACUGCAGGAAAUCAGGAAACAUUACUUGUCCUUGAAAUCUGAGGUGGCUUCCAUUGACCGGAGGAGAAAGCGCUUGAAGAAAAAAGAGCGGGAAAGUGCUGCUACUACGUCAUCUUCCUCCUCAUCACCUUCCUCUAGUUCCAUUACAGCGGCGGUUAUGUUAACUUUAGCAGAACCGUCCAUGUCAAGUUCAUCGCAGAAUGGAAUGUCAGUUGAGUGCAGGUGACAGCAGGACUUGCCAAAGCACUUUGCACUUAACGGCUGCUGAGGGCCACUCUUUCUUUUCCUUUUUUCUUUUUUUUUUUAUACUGCACAGUGGCACAAAAUUCAGACAAGCACUAUUUUGUAUUUAAAGUUGUUUCUUGACAAGCUAACUUUGCACUUAAGUGCACUUUUCUGAAGAAAAAGUACAACAAACUGCUUUUCCUCAAGCAAUAAUUGUUUCCAACUUGUCUGGGAAUUGUAAGUGACUGAAGGCCUUCCACUGUGGCCAAUGGAGGCUGUUGACUGAGAGGCAGCGCGAUGCGCGCGUUGUUGUUGGGUUGACCUAAAGAGAUACGGUAAGGCUUACUGUAUUCCCUGGUAUUUUGUUAAAGCUGGAACGUUUGAUAUUUUUCCAUUUAUUUAUGACAAAUAUUGAACCUAUUUUCAUUUGUACAAGCUAAUUGUUUUUUAACUGCCAAGUCACCUUCGAGUGGCUUUAAUUGUAUACGUCAAGCACAUGCGUUCAAUUCAAAACCUGCGGUUAGUGGGACGUUUGACAUCGGUCCUGAUAGCCGGAUAUGAGGAUUCCUUUAAAAAAAAAACCCAAGAAAAAAGACUGACCAAUGUUUACAGGUUUGAAUUAGGCUUAAAUAGGUUACUCUGGGUUUUAAUAACCCGUUAAUUGGAAUGAAACUACUGUACUUUGCCAUUUUUCUAUAAAACAGUAUUUUUUUUUAAUUUUGAUAAAAUACAUUAUGAAAAAGGAAGAAAAUGGCUAACAAACUGUAUUAAAUCUUAAUGUAUAAAGAUUGUAUUUAGCCAGUUUAAAGUGUAUAUUUAUUCAUAACGGAUUAUAACAGUUAUAUUUUUGUGUUUUCUUGUAAAUGUUUCUUUUCCCUUAAAGCAACAAAUAUUUCAUUUGUAAUGCUUAUUUUAUUACGAGCUUCAAGGAGAGGACUUAAAGACGGAGUAAGAUGUGAGGUUAUAAUUUGUGGUUGCUGAUGCGAACACUGCCACGAAUGGUGGUGGUUUUUAAAAUAAAUAGCUAGCUGAGUGGCAGACAUUUAAUUUUUUAAAUGCCUUGUACAAAUUCCAAACCCAACUCAAACCGUUUUCACUGGUAUUGAUUUUAUGUUGUAUGGACCCCAAGCUCCCUCCUGUUAAUGAUAUACCUUUGUAAGACAUUUGUAUAUUGCGGAAGUGUUCACUCAAGCUAUUUAAUACCUGGCACUGUUCAUACACAGUACUUUAUUGUACAGAUUGGUUUACUGUUUUAAUGGUAGUUCUGUGUACUUCUUUUGCCUGGGGAAAUAGGGGCUGGCAUGUUUUUCUUUGUUUUCUGGCAAUACGACAUGUAAGAAUUCAAAGCAUUUUGUUUGUAGAUGCUAGAGUGUCAGAAUCUUUACAUUUGACUUUUCUAAGAAAAGCAUUUUCAGUCUUCGUAGUGUGUGCUUAAGGUGAACUGAUUUUAUUGAAAAUGGUUUCAGAGUAUUCAGAAUUGUACAGGACUGUAAAAAUUUGUUGACAGACAUUGAAGGAAAAGCUUAUAGAAAAAAGCUAUAAAAUAUAUAUUAGGUUCUGCCGAAAAUGGAGAAUUAUGUAAUAUAUUGUACAAAUGUAAGCAAAGGCCUCUGAAAUAAAAUGCCAUAGUUUGUGA